Molecule: messenger RNA, 985 nt
Organism: Eucalyptus grandis
Lineage: Eukaryota; Viridiplantae; Streptophyta; Magnoliopsida; Myrtales; Myrtaceae
Product: chaperone protein dnaJ 11, chloroplastic
Exons: 1
Coding region: 66-548 (160 amino acids)
Source: RefSeq, a predicted model, not a curated record
UGUCUCCGUCCGUCGUUCCCGCACUGUUGCAGUCCUCAUACCCAAACCCGCAUCCCUCCGUCACCAUGAUCUCUCUCUCCUCUCCGCUUCCCGUCCCUCCGUCGUCUGUCGCCACCGCUCGCCUCAGAGCCCGGCGACCGUCCGCCAUAUCCACCGCCGCGGCCUUCACAUCCUCCGCAGCCUCGAAAGCACACCACCAGCACCACCAGCACCACCAGCACCAGCAGCAACCUCCGUGGCUCCACCGGUCGCCGCCGUGCGCUUACGAGAUCCUCGGGAUCCCCGCUGGCGCCACAAGCAAGGAGAUCAAGGCCGCGUACCGGCGGCUCGCCAGGGUCCUGCACCCCGACGCAGCGAAGGACUCCUCGGCCGCCGACGACCGGUUCAUCAGGCUCCACGACGCGUACUCGACCCUGCUGGACCCCGAGAAGCGGGCGGUCUACGACCGGCGGGUCCUGCUGGCGAGGAAGAGGAAGAGGCCGGCCGCGGCCGUCGCUGGCGUCUCGGCGUACGGCGGGCGGAACUGGGAGACGGAUCAGUGUUGGUAGCUAGCGGGGUUUCGCGUACUCGCCGGAUCGACCGAUUCAGCUUCCCGGGUUAGAAAGAGACCGAGGAGGAUCGAUAGUGUAGAGAUGGUAGGUUAACUUAGAGAGAACGAGAGAGAGGUUUCCUCGUGAACCAGCGCCGGCGCCAUGACCACCACAACUUUGAGCUUAAAGAUGAAAGCGCUGCUGCGACCCGAUCGUCGUCGACUGAUUGACUAAACGACGCAGUUUCUACAAAUUUGGGGAGCUCGAGGACUUUCGUUUUGCAAAAAUUAACGUAAAUUGCAGUCACUGGUAUUCUGGAAAACCUGUCUCUCUUGGAUGGGUUUCUCAUGUCUGAUAGUUGUGUACUUUUUCUAGGUUAAGUGAGAAUUUCUGGCCUUGUCUUUUGUACUUUUGGAUAAAGUCACGAAAAUCUCGGGAGAUCUUGUGUUAAUUUC